Messenger RNA from Andrographis paniculata, 1852 nucleotides. RefSeq names its product ubiquitin carboxyl-terminal hydrolase 3-like. Lineage: Eukaryota; Viridiplantae; Streptophyta; Magnoliopsida; Lamiales; Acanthaceae. Bases 467 to 1567 code for a protein of 366 amino acids. The transcript has 6 exons. Gene Ontology annotation, molecular function: cysteine-type endopeptidase activity; cysteine-type deubiquitinase activity. The record is from RefSeq and is a predicted model, not a curated record. Gene Ontology annotation, cellular component: nucleus; cytosol. Gene Ontology annotation, biological process: protein deubiquitination.
AGUUUCAUCUUCUACACGGGCAGCCAAAUAUUCAUGGAGUUGCGCGUGAAAUAGUUUUUGAUUAAUUUCUGUAAAAUGUACCAUGGAAUCGAUUAUUCGUUUCUGUAAAGAGUUGAGUCAUUCAGAUCCGUUUUGAUUUCUUUGCCGCCUGCUCUGCGUCAUCCCAAUUCGCGAUGUCGGUUUAUUUCAGGUGGGAAAUUUUGUUGAUGGUAGGGUAGGGUUUACAGUCAACCCCCAAUUUUCGAUAAUCCCUCUUCUGUCCCGCAACUCCAUAUCAGGUCAGGUCAUAUCAACGUUAUCUUCCGAAAUCAGGCCCCGACAUCCCUAUUGUCGAAGAUCCUUUUCGCAUCCCCUGAUUCGGGAGAGAGAAAGGGGGCAAAAAGUGAAAAACCGUGCCCCACCAGCGGUGACUGCGUCCGAUGAUGAUGUGCAGAGCUUGGGGAGAUAAAGGAAGAAGCUCCGGUUCAUGGUGGUAGGGGUAGCACUGACGAUGGGCGCGGCGAGUUCCAAAUUGGAGAAGGCGCUGGGCGAUCAAUUUCCCGAAGGCGAACGGUAUUUCGGGCUGGAGAAUUUCGGCAACACUUGUUAUUGCAACAGCGUUCUUCAGGCUCUCUACUUCUGUGUGCCGUUUCGUGAAAAACUGCUGGAGUAUUAUUUGAACAGCAAAAACGAAGGAGAAGCUGAAGAAAAUCUUUUAACAUGUCUUGCAGAACUGUUCUCACAGAUUAGUUUGCAGAAGAAGAAAACCGGCGCAAUAGCGCCAAAACGCUUUAUACAAAGGCUUAGAAAGGAAAACGAUGUUUUUCGAGGAUUCAUGCAUCAGGACGCUCAUGAAUUCCUGAACUUCUUGCUCAACCAACUCGUCGACAUACUGGAGAAAGAGUCUCACAAAGCGACAAAUGAGGUUGCAGUGAACGGAUCGAUUAGUGGUCAGGUCAAUGGCGUUAAGCACGAUCAAACCGUGAAUUGGGUGCACGAGAAUUUCCAGGGCAUACUUACAAACGAGACAAGGUGUUUAUGGUGCGAGACAGUCACUGCCCGCGACGAGACAUUCUUAGACCUUAGCCUUGACAUCGAACAGAACACCUCCAUCACCAGCUGCCUCAAGAACUUCAGCUCCACCGAAACCUUGAACGCGGAAGACAAAUUCUUCUGCGACAAAUGCUGUAGUUUGCAAGAAGCCCAGAAGAGGAUGAAGAUCAAGAAACCCCCAAGAAUCCUCGUCAUCCAUCUCAAGCGAUUCAAGUUCAUGGAACAGCUAAAUCGACACAAAAAACUAUCCUACCGGGUCGUAUUCCCUCUCGAACUAAAGCUCAGCAACACCACAGAGGAUGCCGACCUGGAAUACUCGUUGAACGGCGUGGUGGUGCACGUCGGGGUAGGGCCAAACCACGGGCAUUACAUAAGUAUCGUCAAGAGCCACAACCACUGGCUCUGCUUCGACGAUGAGAGCGUGGAGAUGAUCGACGAAUCUGCCAUCCAGUCGUACUUUGGAUCCGCCCAGGAGUACUCCAACAACUCGGAUCACGGAUACAUACUACUUUACGAAAGCCUUGUCGCCGGCUAACUCCAAGUAACUCUCGAGACUUUGUCUAACCUCGUAACUGUUUUCUUACAGUAUACAGUUUUUGCUCGAGUUUUUUCUUCGCCGUCGUAGCCGAAUUUCUUACCAUAACUUCAGUUCUGUGUGAAUGACUUGUGUCUGGAGGAAUAGUGAUGAGAUUUAGACUCAAUAAAGGAUAGGAUCUUGGCUUGUUAGAGAUAUUUGUAACUGAUUGAACUGUUCUUGGGAAAUCCAGAUGCAUAUAUGCCUUUUGAUUCAAUAUAAUGACGUUACAUUUUGAUUAUGGUA